Messenger RNA from Dracunculus medinensis (Guinea worm), 876 nucleotides. NCBI's taxonomy places the organism in Eukaryota, Metazoa, Nematoda, Chromadorea, Rhabditida, Dracunculidae. The record is from the annotation of a GenBank genome assembly.
AUGGGAGAAUUCAGACUUUGGAGAGUUUGCUGGAAACAAACCUACCAUUCGCGUGGCGUCGAAACUUGGGUCGAAUUGCAUUGCGAUAAAGAAUAUUUUGAGAUAGUCUUAGAAUUAGCCAAUUCAACUAUUUCGAAUUAUGUUCGCUUAUCAUCGAAUAUCAAUAAAACAUAUCAAAAUCGAGUUGUACGACAUGCUUGCCAUAGUGAAAUUCGAAAAGAAGUUAAUCAGCUUAAACUAAAGGCGUUUUAUCAAAAUUGUGAUGGAAUUCGUACAAAAAAAAUCAUUGGUGGUGUUCAAUAUGAUAUAAAGAUUGAUUACCAUUUAUCAUCUAAUAUUGAAAAAUAUUCUUUUCUCGUGACCUGCUUUGUACCAACUAAAAUGAUCGAUCUGAAUACGACACCAUUUAAUAUGACAAUGACAACUGGAAGCGGAAUUUUAAUUGAUUCUCCUCAAAAAACAUUAGAAGUUGGAACCAUACUUAAUUUUAUUUUUGAACCUCAAGAGAAUUUAUCGUUUCCUGUGAAUUUCGGUGGAUAUCCUAUGUCUUGCGAAAUAAUGAAAUCCGAUGGUAGCGCAAAGAAGGAUAUGAUAGUCAAUGGUUGUCCAUCGAUGAUAAAUAACAUUGGCCGUAAAGCGAAACUUAUACAAAACAUUGAAAAUCUUAGUAUCACGAAAUGCCCUCGAGCGUCACAUUUAUGUUUUGGUCGUAGUAUGGAUUUCAGUUCAGAAAUUUUCAAAUUCAGAUUGAAAUUCAAAGAAAUCACAAUACAAAGUCAAAGCAUUUUAAAGAUUAUGAGUAAUCAGUAUAGUGGCAGUCCUUUAUCUGAAUUAUGCAAUAAUGCAUGCAGUAUGGUUGGUGAAAUUUUGAUAUAG